Messenger RNA from Brassica rapa (field mustard), 11462 nucleotides. RefSeq lists its product as uncharacterized. The record is from RefSeq and is a predicted model, not a curated record. NCBI's taxonomy places the organism in Eukaryota, Viridiplantae, Streptophyta, Magnoliopsida, Brassicales, Brassicaceae.
AUGGGUUUUGAUUUCAAUGAUGACAUAGGAAACAAGAGGGUUUGUAAGUCUAUCGCGAGAAUAAUGGCUUUGGCACUGGACUUGGAUGUGAAUUACUUUGAUACACCUGAUAUGCUGGGAAAUCCAAUUGCAGAUAUGAUAUUGUUUCACUAUGAAGGGGUGUUUAAUCCCUCAAAAGGAAUAUAUGCUUGUGGAGCACAUUGUGAUUUCGGAAUGUUGUCUCUCUUAGCAACUGAUGAUGUGAUGGGACUUCAGUUAAUCAAAGUCAAAGUGUUCUCGUCGCAGAUUCCUUUCUUCGUAAAACCGAGCCACGACUGUAUAAUAGAGUGUCUUCCUACCUGCCAGUCCGAAAACAACCCACCCAAAUAUCCUGCGAUCAAAUGCUCAACGUACCUCUCCCAACAUUACAAAGCCGCACAUGCACACCACAAGCAGACCUAGGCGAAGUUUAUCAUCCACCCGGACCACACCCAUAAUUCCCAUUAUAUAAAUUAUUUGGUUUACUGGUUGUAUGUGUUGCCGAAACUUCCUUUCUGUUUUCUCUCGCCAAAGUUUAUACCUAAUUAAUUGGAUUAAUGAAGAUCAUUAAGGAAAAAAAAGAACUUGUGUUUCUCGAAUCAGAACUGCUUGUUAAUCCGAUUUACAAAAUAGUACUCCCUCAGUUCCCAAAAGAAGGAUUUUCUAGAGUAUUCACGUAUAUUAAAGAAAUAAUUAAUUUUUUACAAUUGAAUUUAUUAUUUAUUUUACUAUACAUUUUCCAAUAAAUAUCAAACCAAUAGUAUUCAACUAAUUCAAAUAUUUUCAAUUAAUAUUUCUUAAAAGUAUACAACUUUUGAACAUUAACUACUAAAAGUACCUUAAUAUUUAGAAAAUCUAUAAUUUUGGAACAAAAAAUAAAUCUAGAAAAUCCUACUUUCAGGAACAGAGGGAGUAUAAUUUAGAAACGGUCGUUUGAGAUGACUUCGAAAUCAUUAUGUGAAAUUUGGUUGUACGUAAAGCAUAAGCCACAGACCAUCUGGGGUUAUUCCCAUGGCCAUGUCGUGGCUCCACUGAAGUCUGUUGUGGGGUCGCGAUUCACACAGGAGCCUUCCUUUUGAAUGAUUCUUCCCUGUUUUUGUUUUUGAAACGCUACUUUUUUGCUGAAUUUCUCUUUCUUUUGAAUAAUGGCUCCUUGUAGCUCCUCUUGAUUUUUUGAAAUAAUGGCUCUUUACGAUUUUUCUUUUUAUGCACUCUUUUUCCAUCGAACCGUUUUGCACGCUCUAAUGGUAGCAACUCGAAUCUUUAAUGAGGACCCUCCAUGUUUGCUUCUUGGACGAGGUAGCCUCUGUUAGUGGACUCUUCUUGUCGUGGUAGGACUUGUAGGAUAAGAUCGCUUCUUACCCUCUUCAAAGGUUAGGUAUCAGGGUUCUGGGAGUGGAUCGAACCCAAGCGCUGCCUUAGAACUAGCAGACUUCUCCAGGAUUUUUUGGGGUGGCCCUGGGCUCAGAGAUUGUAGCUGGAACCUGCAAGAUUAACUUUGAACCCGGAGGUUUAAGAUUUCUAAAAUAUGGACUUAGAACCCGGAGGUUGCUCUUAUGAUCCUGAGAUCUUGUUUAGAACUCAGAGGUUUGUAUGAGAACCUGGAGGUUCUUCUUUAGAUCCUGAGAUCUUAUCAAGAACCCGGAGGUUCUCCUUUAAAUCCCGAGAUCUCAUUUAGAACCCGGAGGUUCGUGUGGGAACCAGGAAGUUCUCCUUUAGAUACUGAGAUCUCGUUUAGAACCCGGAGGUUCUCCUUUAGAUCCUGAGAUCUUGUUUGGAACCUGUAGGUUCUGGAUCAUGGGAUCAUAUUUGGGCCCGGAUUUCCCGUGGGAAACCUGACAUCAAAAUAUUUCCAAUGAUAUCUUACUCCUUCUCUGGUUCAUUCUAGAUCAACUGGAAAAUACUGAUGAAGUUGCUGCUCAUGGAUUCGAUCUGCAGAGACCAGUCUCGCCUUAAUUCUUAAACCAUAAUUUCAAAUGACGAUCCAAUUUCUGCUAUAGAUAUAUCCAUGAGUGGAGAACUUACCAUGAAAGUUUGGUGUCAAAAUUCAAUGAUUUUAUCAUCCGUCCCUGCCUUUUAUCUCUACUGAUUUCAGAUGCGUUUUGCAAAAAUAUCCCUAGAGAAAACACACAUAACUUGCAAACUACAACUCCAAUUGAAGAUCCGUUUUCCCUAGUACGUAGAGAAAAGAGUUGACUACUUUCUCCCAGAAGAUGAAGGUCAAAGAUGAGGUCGUGGCUAUUUCUCUAUGCCUCCGUUACUUACGAUCAGUUGAAGGAUUAAGGAGUUGAAGCAACUAAGAGAGGAGAAGGACAUGGUCUGGUUGGUAGCGGCUAAUCAUGUCACGUUCUUUUUAUUUUAGGUUUAUGGAGAGGAUGCACUUGAUUAUUUAAUGGUUUGCAAAAUAAUUAAUACACAAACCAGACCGGUUCCGGGUCAUUACAAUAUAAUUUCCUCUUAGGUUCAUCUUCUUCCUGCAUGGAUAUAUGGUCAUCUUCCUGCAUAUUUUAUCCACUAAUGCCAAAUAAGUAAUCUAUUCCAUCGAUGAUGUCCUAAACAAUAAAGCAUACAAUCGACCGUUGCUUGGAGUUCAUUCAUAAUCAUUGCUGUUCUUUGAAUAGUAUCUUUAAUAAUCAAAGUGUAUGUUAUAGAAUAAGAAUUCAUCAUCUCAUGGACAAAUUAAAAUGACAAAAAUUAAGUUAUGCCAAGUUAUACGUUUUUAAGAAUAAAGUUAUUCCAAGUUUUACAUUUCCACCAAUAAAUUUUUAUCACGUUAUACCAAGUUUCACAUUUUUACAAACAAAGUUAUUCCAAGUUAUAUAGUUUUACCAAUCAGUUUAGACAAAUUUAUACGGUUUUACGGUUACUGUUUUACUUAGUUCUACAGGUUGUAUGAUUAUAGUUUAACAAAGUUAUACUAAGUGUCACUAGUUCAACCUUCUUCAUCCCUUCUUCCUCCUAUUAAGACACCAAAACACUAAUCUGACACGAUGUAUUUUGAUUCAACCAGUGUUAGACUUAUUAUUAAACUAAAUUCUUCGAUGGAUCCACUAAACGUAGUUCCCGAAUCCUCAAGUACUAAAUUACUAAACCUAUAUGAAAUAAUUUCAAAUCCAAUUAACAAACCAUAUAUUACAAACCAUAACUUACCUAAAUUUGAAGAUUACACUUCUUAUUCUUCGCCAAUGCCUUCAUUGUGAUGAUGGGUUUGAAUUAAAAUCUUCAAUUUGAUUGCAAAGAAUGGGAAUACCUGAAGAAUAGGGACGCUGAUUUCAAACAAUGGAGGUCAAGAGUCGGAAUUGCUCAAAUUCGAAUAACCCAAUUUCGAUUGUCGGGGAGAGAGAAAGAAGAAAAAGGAGAAAGCGGGCCCGCAUGUGAAUUCUCUCAUUUGAUUGGUUGAUUUCUAUGGUUUUAUUUUUGACUUUUACCAUCCCUCUCAAGAGUAUCUAUUUAAUGAAGAAUAUGGUAAAUUCAUUAAGAGUAUGAGAGAUUACUUUUUUUGUCUUGAAGAGUGUAUGAGACUUAUGGUUUAUGAUUACUCUUACUUUAGAUUCCGUUUGCUCUUAUUUUCAGUUAAUAAUCAUUUUCACAGAGUUCAAGUAGUAAAUGGAAUGUACUCAUGUUUCAAAGCUUGAUUCUUCGAUAAAUGAUGGCAAAAGCUUUGUCAGCAGUAAAUGUAAUAGUAAUCACUCAAGUCUAUUAUACAAAAACGGGUAGUUUACAAAUCUGUUUCUAUGGUUUUAUUUUAGAAAAGUACUAGCUUUGCCAUUUUAUCCAUUUUAGCAUUUCAAAGAAGAAGAAAAAGAGUCACUGAUAUUGUUUAUUUAAUUUCUUUUAUUAUGUUAUUAAAAAUUUAUAACAUUUUCAUAAUGGACUAAACUAGUUAUCAAUUUUCUGGAACAAGUUUAUUUGUUUUGGUGAUAAUACAUGGCCCCAAAGUGUACUUGAGAAGUACCCAAAGAAGAAGGGAAAAAUAUUGUGAUAGUUAGAAAUCAACAAAUGGGGCAUAAGAAACUCUGGUGGUAGGAGAAAGAGAAGGACUUAUGUCUAAAAUCAAGAUUAAAACCUAAUUCGGGUAAGUCUUUAUAUUUUUGUUUGUUUGUGUGUUUAUAUCCUGAUAAACACAAAGGUUGUGCAAGUAUAACCUUAUGUAUCAUUUCAACACCUAGCGCUGGGCUCCCUUUUUUGGGCGAUUGUUUUCUCUCUAUCGCUUAAAGGAAUUCUGUCUUUAAGGAAAGUAGGGCUUGAGUUUUGGGAUUUUUUUCCUCUUCUGUUUGAAAAUAAACAGGAAAUAUUUCGUUUUGGGUGGAAAUAUUUGAGUUUAUUUUGUUUUUAGAGGCUUUGACUAGGGCUUUCAUGUGUAGCCGUCUUUUCCUCUGAAGAACACGAAGAACAAAGUUUGGCGCUGGAGUGGUUAUUGAGUGUUUUUGAAGAUGAAUAUUGACAAGGUGUUUGAAUCCAUGUCUUUAGAAGAGGAAGAGGUUCCUUUUAACCUCCCUGAUCUCCCACAGUUUAGCGCUAUUGAGAGAAACAAGAUGAGCAUUAUGGGAAGAGUUCUAAACCCCGAGAAACAGAAGAUCAGUGAUCUUAUUCUGGAUAUGCCUAGGAAGUGGCAAGUGUACGAUAGGGUUUGUGGGAUAUCUUUAUGCAAGACAACGUUCCAGUCUGUUUUUAAGUACAAACAAGAUUUGGAAGAAGUUAUGAGGAGAAGAGUGUAGAUUUUUAAUGAGUGGAGCAUCAUCAUUGAUAGGUGGAUGGAGCAACCUCCAGAAGAUUAUUUGAAGUAUCUGCUGGUAUGGGUUCGGAUUCGUUACAUUCCAGUAAACCAUUAUACCAAAGAAUCUAUUACUGCCCUAGGAGAUCUAGUUGAGGAAGUUGAUGAAGUUGCUUUUGAUCCAGACAAACCCAAAAGUCAUGAUUAUGUAAGGGUUAGGGUUUUCUUUGAUGUAUCGAGGCCUGUGAGGAGAUCCUAAGUGGUCAAUCUACCUAGUGGUGGAUCAGUAACAAUCUGGUAUGACUUUGAACGUCUGCAAAAGCGGUGCUAUAAUUUCCAGAGGUUAACACACGAGAAGGAAAAAUGCCCCCUGCUAAUUCAGGCGAGACGAGAAAAGGCAGCAGAGUGGAAACAGAGAAUACAGAACGAAAAACAGAGACUGGUGGUCACGAUCCCGACUGACUCAAUUGAUGGUACGAGGAAGAGCAAAAGAAAACAGAGAAAAAUGACUCAAUUGAUGGUACGAGAAACACAAGUAGAUCCACGCCAGGAGGAGUCAGAGAGUUUCAAGUGGCAGAAUCUGGUUACAGUGGUUCAUCUUCUCAGUCCUUUUUUGAAUGUCCGAUGGGUUUUAGCACUGGGAUGGUCAGUGCUAAAUCUUCCGGGAUAUCUUUUUCUAAGGGAAUGGGAGGACGUAAAAGGCCUUCAAAGAAGAUGAGAAAGUUCAAGACAAAGCCUUUGGGCCAUCCUGCUCAAGAUGUAGUGGAGGAUGGCAAAGAAAACAAGAUCAGGGCAUCAAAAAGACGGGCAGAAGAUGUGGCGGGAGUUUUUCGAGAAUUGUAAGGCAAACAAAAUCAGAGGUGGUCCCAAAUGGGGGACUGUCGAAUCAAUAAUGCGGAUUCUGAGCUGGAAUUUCCAAGGCUUGGGACGGUCUCAAGACUUGACAAUUCCCCGUCUUAAGGAAAUACGUAAAAAAUAUUUCCCAGAGAUUUUGUUUUUGAUGGAGACAAAGAAAGAGAGAGUUUCGGUUACUGAUUUACAAGAUUCUUUAGGUUAUGAUAAAGUAUUUGCGGUGGAGCCUGAUGGCUACAGUGGAGGUUUGGCCCUUCUUUGGAAAAAAGAGGUUAAGGUGGAAGUGAAGUUUGGAGAUAAGAAUGUAGCUGACUGUGUUGAUCACAUUCGUGAUCUGAAGGCAGAGAUGGCAAGGCAUUUAGAGAGGAAGAAGAAUUUUGGCAGCAAAAAUCCCGUGAUAAAUGUUUAGUGGUUGGUGAUAACAAUACGAGUUUUUUUCACGCCUCAGUGAAGUCAACUAGACAGAAGAACCAACUCUCCAAAUUAACUGAUGAAGAAGGACGUGUGGUUUCUUCCAAUGAGCAGAUGGGAAAGGUUGCUACCUUGUAUUUUGACAAGCUGUUUGUAUCUACGGAACCAGCAAAUCUGGAUAGAUUUUUUCAGGGUUUCGAAUCAAAAAUUACAGAGGAGAUGAAUCAGAAACUCAUUCGGGAUGCAACAGAGAAGGAAGUCAGAGAAUCCGUCUUUGCCAUUAAAGCUUCAAGCGCUCCAGGGAAUGAUGGCUUGAAUGGCCGUUUUUUUCAACAGUAUUGGGGCAUCUUAGGGAAGGAGGUAACAAGGGAAGUAAUGGAUUUUUUUAAAACCGGUUCUUUCUAGCCAGAAUGGAACUUCACUCUUAUAAGCCUGAUACCGAAGAUAAUAGAGCCUACUGAUAUGGUGGACCUGAGACCCAUAAGUUAAUGCUCUGUUUCGUAUAAAAUUGUCUCAGAAAUCUUGGUAGCAAGACUGAAGCCAUUACUGGAGGUUAUUGUGUCACCAACUCAGUCGGCUUUCGUCCCUGAGCGUUUAAUUUCUGAUAACAUUAUUACUGCACAUGAAAUGGUGCAUGGACUGCGAACUCAUGAUCGGGUUUCAAGAGAUUUCAUGGCUAUUAAGACUGAUAUGUCUAAAGCAUAUGAUCGCAUAGAGUGGAAUUAUCUUGAGUCAUUAUUGAAGUCUUUGGGGUUUCAUGCAAAAUUUUGUGAUUGGGUCAUGUUUUGUGUAAAGUCAGUCACCUACUCGGUUCUGAUCAAUGGUGAAGCCCAAGGUCUCAUCGCUCCAAAGCGUGGACUACGACAGGGAGACCCUUUGUCGCCCUUUUUGUUUGAUCUGUGUACGGAAGGGCUUUCACAUUUGUUACAGAAAGCAGAACAUGAUGGAGAGAUUAGCGGGAUCAGUUUCUCUGAGAAUGGACCCUCUGUUCAUCAUUUGUUGUUCGCAGAUAGUCCUCUUCUUCUGCUUAAAGCCAAUGAAGCUCAAGCCCGAGCGAUGUUUAAGAUCUUGAAAACGUAUGAGGAAGCGUCAGGACAGAUGAUAAACUUCAACAAAUCAGCCAUAACUUUUGGAAAGAAGGUAGCAUAACCCAUGAUUUUAAAGAUUAAGGAGAUCACUGGCAUUAUUGGUGAAGGAGGAACUGGAAAAUAUCUUGGACUACCCGAAUAUUUUAGUAGGUCCAAGGUUGAAAUGCUUAACUAUAUCAAAGAAAAGAUGGUAGGGUGGUUCAAUGGAUGGUAUGAAAGGUUCCUAUCGGCUGUAGGGAAGGAGGUUCUGCUGAAAUCUGUGGCUAUGGCGAUGCAUGUUUUUGCAAUGUCAUGUUUUAAGCUUUUGAAGAUGACCUGUAAAAAUCUAACCAGUGCAAUGACCAACUUUUGGUGGAAUGCCCAGUGAUAGGCCAUGGAUUUUACCCAUUUUUAGCCAUGGUCUAUAAGUGUUUUAAUAUAUAUAUUUACUACUAUAUAGAUUCUAUUUAGAUUAUUUACAGGUUCAAGGACGAUUUGGAGGAAUGUUGUGAUUUUGGUGUCUUUUGGAGCCUUUUUGAGUGCAGAGCUGCACAUACUCGUCAGAUAUUUAGCUAUGGAUGAAGAAUUUUCCACCGUUAGAUUGAGCCCAUAUUUUGGCACAUGACAUAGCUUUGAGUUAGCUUUCUAAUGUCACCGGUUUGCGGUCAAUCAACAUCCUGUAGCAGAAGUUAUGCAUAUUUUACUGAAGCGUGGUAAGUCUGCCUCGCGAGAGGAAGCUGUCGAGGAGAUGAAGGACUGUCGAUCGAUGAAACAGCAUUGGUGUCGGUCGACAGUGAUGCCAGAAUAUGGGCUGAGCAUAUUUUUUGACUGACAGAAGCUCAGAAGCAACCACAAAUUACCAUAAUACUCGUGGACGACCUAAACCCCUAUUUAUGUGUUUUCUAAGCCAUUGUUGACGGCUAAGCUUUAUUUUAUUCAUAGUUCUAAGUUAGGAGAGAAGGGAGAAACUCCUUGAGAGUCCUCUUGGAACUCCAUUAGUUUUAUAAUAUCUAUUGCAAUUUCUUAUCUAUUCAUCUAUGAUUUAUGUGACAAACUUCAUGUCUGAACAUAUCCACCUAUUUGGUUUAAGGUUCAAAUAGGUUAUGAGGGAUUAGCCCCAACUAUAGAUUGCUAAGUUGUGAUAUUAAUCUUUAGAAUUGUCAUUAAUGCCUGAUUCUAGAUUAGCUACCUAGAACUUGCCCUAUGAUUGUUAGAUAUAAGCAAUAGUUUUCAUCUCAUCCUAAAACCAUUCUAAUUGAGCUAAGAUCUUGCUAGAGUAAGGCGAGAGCUGAUCUAGUGAGCUUAGUGAGCACAUUCAAUCCGCGCAUUAACGCUUGACCAAGAGCGUUGACAGAUAUUCCAAUCGAAUAAUCGGUCGACGUUUCAACAUGUAUAUCGAUCGAUAUUCCUAUAGAAUAAUCGAUCGACAUUGGUCAAUAGACAAACCUAGAAAGCGAAAGUCUAAUGGUUUGUUUAUAAGUGUUGAGCUCUAUAAUAUCAUGCAUACAACUUGUUAGGCAUCUUUAGGAUUACAAUCCUGAUUACCUGAAUACAAACCCUAGAUCUAGCAACCACCCUUCCAUCAAACCUCAAAUCAAUCAAUCGAGCAAUUAACUUGCUCACAAAACAUGCAACUUUAUAUUUAAUCAUUAAAUCAACAUAGCUUAAUCAAUCUAAUUAGAUUUAUUUGGUUCCCUAGCUCCCUGUGAAUUCUAAGUACUACAACUCGACCUCUUAUUUCAGAGACUAUAAAUCACUCCUUAGGGUAAUUUGAUUGAUAUCACCUAGGAAGGAAAUAAAAAAGAUACAUUGGGUCUCAUGGGAGAGAAUGUGUCUGGAAAAGAAGAAUGGCGGCUUGGGUUUUCGGGAUCUUGAAAAAUUUAAUCAGGCUCUACUCGCUAAACAAGGUUGGAGACUAUUGAUGGAACCAGACGCUCUCUGUGCUCGGGAUUUGCGUAGUCGAUAAUAUCCAAAUGGUGUUUUUAUAUCAGCAAAUCUAGGGUCAAGGCCAUCCUAUGCAUGGAGAAGCAUAUUGUUCGGUCGCGAGCUUCUGUCUAAGGGGUUAAGCAGAUCAGUAGGCUCGGGUGAAAGCAUUAAUGUGUGGUUGGAUACUUGGAUUUUUGAUAGUGAACCAAGAGCACCUAUGAGGUAGCCGAUUUUGUUCAACAUUGAUCUAAGAGUAUGUGACCUCCUUAAUCCUCAAACAAGGACAUGGGAUCGUGAGAAGUUAGAAGAAAAUGUCUUUCCAAAGGACAUAGAGUUAAUUUUGAAACUGAAACCAUCUGUUAAUGGGGAGGACUCUUUUGAAUGGGUCAAUAAUAGAUGUGGAGCCUACACAGUCAGAUCGGAUACUAGUUGGCUUGUAACAUUGAUCAGUCAGAGGUGAUGAGAGAAGCGUUAACACAGCCAUCAGUGAACGGUUUGAGGAGUGAGGUCUGCAAAGGUAACACUGUUCCGAAGAUAAAAAAAUUUAUGUGGAAAGCUUUAUCCAAUGCCUUAGCUGUGGGUGAAAAGCUGAUAGCACGAGGAAUGAAAACAGAUUCUAGAUGCCAAAGGUGUGGGAGAGAAGAUGAAUCAAUUAACCACGUUCUUUUCGAGUGUCCAGUAGCUCGGCUGGUUUGGGCACAGUCGGGAUUUCCCUUUCCACGCAGUGGAUUUGAGAACAGAAAUUUGUUUUGAGAAUUUUGACUAUUUGAUGAGGAUGGGUGUUGGGGGUGGAUUUACAUCCGCUCUGAAGGCCUAUUAGACAAUAAACUAGGCAUGUUUUACUCUGAAGUCCUAGCUUCUUCCUUAUAUAGAUAAAGAGACACCUCUGUUUAGCAAGGGAGCUUAAUCCUCUCUUCUUCCAUUUUAGACCUAGAACACAUCCUACAAGGAUUUUAUACAUUAUUUGAUUCACUUUACAAUAGAAAUUAUUCUUGUGAUGCAAUCUUUGAUCAAUAAAAUCUUUUGGAUGUUCUUUUUCUCAUUUGAUUCUAUGAAGAUUUCUUCUAAGCCUCAAUAAUCUAAUCUUUAUCCUUAGAUUUUUUUAUUGUAUGAUUCCAACAAACAACACCAACAUAAACACCUUUUUUAGAUCAAUGGGAAAAAACAAAUCCAUCAGGGAGGAGUUAACUCGUGUGUUCCCUUGGAUCUUAUGGAUAAUUUGGAAAAACAAAAAUGUUUUCUGUGUUAAAGGGAGAGAGUUCUCAGCUGAUGAGACAGUUGCUAAAGCCCAAGAUGAUGCGAGACAAUGGUUUGAGGCGCAAAAAGGGUUAAAAGAGGAACGAAGUUUGAGUAGUAGACAAAGAAAGGAACCUUGGAGAGCUCCGGCAACUGGUUUUAUGAAAUGUAAUACCGGUGUGUCGUGGUCAAGAAAAAAUCAAAUGUCUGGGGCAUCGUGGAUAGUAAGAAACUGCAGAGGAGAGGUUGUGGUACAUAGUAGAAGAGGUUUAGCCGGAUUAGAUCAUCUGCAGAGGCAAAAGCUGUUGGAAUAGUGUAGGCAGCAGAGAGCAUUGGGUCUCAUCACUUGGAGAAGGUAAUUUUUGAAACUGAGGCUUCUGAGAUGGUAGGUGCAGCGAAAAGACCGAAAGCUUGACCCUCUUUUAGAGCUUUUGGUGUGGAAAUUCGUGAGGCUCUGAGCAGAUGUAAAGAUUGGGAGCGGUCAGCUGUGUCUAGAGUGGCAAAUAAAUGUGCUUUCCUGAUUGCAAAGAGUGUAACAUCAGAGCAGAGAGUAUAAUCAUAUGUGGCCUCUGGUGCUCCAUUUUGGCUGAAGGAAGUGAUUGAAGUGGACAGAUGUAGAGCUUUGAUCGCGUAGUUCGUACAGUUAUGGGGUUCUAUCGUUUUUUUAGUGGAAUUGUUAUGGACAGAGUCACAAGUAAGCUAUGUGUUUGCUUGGGUUCUGUUUUUGUCUUUGUUUCCUUGGCUUUGUAAGACUCAAGACCGUUUCUUUUAAUACCAGCAAUGAACUUUCAGUGAAAAAAAAAACACAAAUGUUGUGCAUAUGUUCAAGAUAAAAUAGAAUUACGUGUGUAUGCGUAUGUACAGGAAGGUUAUGACCAGGCACGUCCCUUCUAUAAUGCAAAGAAACAUUUGCUUCGGGCCAUAUAAUAUAAGCUUGAGCUUACUGAUCCGAACCCUAUUCUAAUUAAAUUCCCAUUUCUUGUAUUAAAACCAAUAAAGCUGGUGGAAACGAUUACAAACAUUGAAGUGUUACAAUGAUACAAGUUGACGUGUAUGUAUGCAUAUUUGCUGUUCUCUCCUCAGGACCGGAUAGCUCCGUCCUUGCAGAGGUAACACCAUAAAGUUAAAACAUGUCGGACAGACAAGGAAGCCAUUUGCUGCUUUUGCCAUCUACAUUGGAGCCUACCUCGAAGGAAGACCGAGUAGGAGACAAGAAAAGAAAAGAAAAGUGGGAAUAA